This is a messenger RNA of Anolis carolinensis (green anole), 993 nucleotides long. It is a transcript of the gene lyrm1, whose product is annotated as LYR motif containing 1. Gene Ontology annotation, cellular component: mitochondrion. NCBI's taxonomy places the organism in Eukaryota, Metazoa, Chordata, Lepidosauria, Squamata, Anolidae. The coding region runs from base 317 to 781 and encodes 154 amino acids. The transcript has 4 exons. The record is from RefSeq and is a predicted model, not a curated record.
GGGUGGAAAGGCUCCUGUUUGAGGCCUGAGGGCCUGUGCUUUUAAUGAGGUUUUGUUUUCGUGUCAGGAGCAACCUGAGUCUCUUCUGGAGUGAGAGAAUUGGCCGUCUGUAAGGAUGUUGCCCAGGGGACGCCCGGAUGUUUUUGAUGUUUUUACCAUCCUUGUGGGAGGCUUCUCUCAGGUCCCCGCAUGGAGCUAGAGCUGAUAGAGGGAUUCUCCCCGGGUGGGAUUCGAACCUGGCAGCCUUCAGGUCAGCAACCCAACCUUCAAGUCUCAAGGCUUUUAUCCCCUAGGCCACUGGAGGUUCCUGCUUUUAAUGGUGGGGCGGAAGAAGGGAUUUUACUUUACCUUGACAAACAACGCAAAAGGAAUCUGCCAGCCCCACCUCCUCCAAGACGAACUACCUAAACUGAUGACGCCAGUCUCUCGCCAAAAAGUUCUUGGCCUUUACCGUAAGAUAUUCCGCAUCGCCAAAAAAUGGCAGUCGGCAUCUGGGCAGAUGGAAGAGACCAUGAAAGAAAAACAGUAUAUUAUAAAUGAAGCCAAAACAUUAUUCCAAAAGAAUAAAAAUCUAACAGAUCCUGAAUUGAUCAAACAAUGUAUAGAAGAGUGUCAAGCAAGAGUAGAGAUUGGGCUACACUACCGCAUCCCAUAUCCAAGGCCUAUUCACCUGCCUCCCAUGGGCCUUGCUCAGCAACAAGGCCGAGCCUUUCGACACCAAGAGAAGCUGAGGAAACUCUCCAAACCGGUCUAUUUGAAAUCCCAUGAUGAAGUCUCAUAACCCAAGGGCAGACUUUUGCCCCCGUCAUCCUGGACUGCUUAGCAGAUGCAUUUCACUUCUAAACAGAACUGGGCAGUUAACUCUUCAUGACACAUUUCUCCAAGCCCUAAUUGGCAGUAAGUAACAACAUUAUGAAACUGUCUUGGAUUUGGUAAGAACCAACCACUGACUCAUCAAUAAAAGUUAAAAAAAGUUCCAUUAUCAAGCACAAA